Messenger RNA from Manihot esculenta (cassava), 2952 nucleotides. Its product is annotated as linoleate 13S-lipoxygenase 2-1, chloroplastic. Gene Ontology annotation, biological process: lipid oxidation. The transcript has 9 exons. Gene Ontology annotation, molecular function: protein binding; oxidoreductase activity, acting on single donors with incorporation of molecular oxygen, incorporation of two atoms of oxygen; metal ion binding. The coding region runs from base 87 to 2810 and encodes 907 amino acids. NCBI's taxonomy places the organism in Eukaryota, Viridiplantae, Streptophyta, Magnoliopsida, Malpighiales, Euphorbiaceae. The record is from RefSeq and is a predicted model, not a curated record.
AUCUCCAUCACCCCCCAUUGCCAUUUCGCAAACACAUCUAGUUUUUCUUCUACAUCAUCAUCGAGCUCUUGAUUGGUUUUGAAAAAAUGUUAAGCUCUCAGAUUCAGAAGCUGAAUUCAACAAAACUCUUUUCUCUUUUGCCACAAAAGCCUUCUCUUUGUAGCCAUGGAAACACUUCUUGCUUCCCUACUUACUACAAGCAGCAGAAAUGCUUCAUAUUCCCUAAGAAAAACUCAAGGCUUAGCGUCCGAGCUAGUAUCAUUGAUAAGGCUAUGUCAGAUAUAAACCAUGACGGUGAAGCUGUUUCAGUUAAGGCCAAUGUUACAGUUAAAGUUACAGUUGGUGGGCUCAUUUCUAGUAUUGGAAUUACAAAGCCUCUUGAGGAGCUUACAGAUAUAAUUGGGAAAAGUCUCCUUUUGGAGCUUGUUAGUGCAGAGCUUGAUCCCAAAACGGGGCUAGAGAAAGAUACAGUGAAGUCUUAUGCUCAUAUACGUCUAGGAAUUCGUAAGCCUGGUGAGGUGAAGUUAGAGGCAAAAUUCAAGGUUCCAGAUGGAUUUGGUGAGAUUGGAGCCAUCUUGUUAGAGAACGAACAUCGUAAGGAAAUCUUCAUAGGAAGCAUAGAACUUGAAGGCUUUCCUAAUGGUCCUGUCACUGUUUCGUGCAAUUCUUGGGUUCAUUCCAAACGGGAUAAUCCCAAGAAGAGAAUUUUCUUCACCAAUAAGUCAUUCUUACCGAUUGAUACACCAAACGGAUUGAAAAGGCUAAGAGAGGAAGAGUUGAAAAAUCUACAAGGAAAUGGACAAGGGGAGAGAAAGUCUUUUGAGAGGAUAUUUGACUAUGAUGUUUAUAAUGACCUUGCAAAUCCAGAUUCCACUGAAGAUCUUGCAAGACCCGUUCUUGGUGGCAAAAAGUACCCAUACCCUAGGCGUUGUAGGACAGGACGUCCUCGAACCAAAAAAGACCCAUUAACAGAAUCAAGAAGCAGUGAUUUUUAUGUACCAAGAGAUGAGGCCUUUGGAGAGUUGAAACAAGCAACAUUUGGUGUAAACACAGUAAAAUCUGUAUUACAUGCAUUGCUGCCUACCAUAGAGACUGCAAUUGUUGAUGAUAAGCUUGGAUUCCCACACUUCACUGCCAUAGACAAGCUAUUUGAAGACGGAGUUGAAUUGCCUAAAGAAGUUAAGAAACCUUGGUACCUUCAUACUCUAUUACCAAGAGCUGUGAAAGCUGUUAAGGAUACUAAAGAUGAAAUCCUGCGCUUUGAGACUCCUGAACUUUUUGAUAGAGACAAAUUUUCUUGGUUUAGGGAUGAAGAAUUUUCUCGUCAAACUCUUGCCGGUCUCAAUCCAUAUGGCAUAGAGCUAGUUACGGAAUGGCCUCUAACAAGCAAACUUGACCCUGAGGUCUAUGGUCCUCCUAAAUCAGCUAUCACAAAAGAAAUAAUUGAAAAAGAAAUCAAAGGCUUCAUGACAGUUGAAGAGGCUUUGAGGCAAAAAAGGUUGUUUAUGUUAGAUUAUCAUGAUAUUCUCUUACCAUAUGUGGCCAAAGUGAGGGCGCUUGAAGGCACCACAUUGUAUGGUUCAAGGACUCUAUUCUUCCUCGUCAAUGAUAGCACAUUGAGGCCUGUUGCUAUCGAACUCACUCGCCCACCAAUUGGUGGCCAACCACAAUGGAAACAAGUGUUUACACCAAGCUUUGAUGCCACUUCUUGUUGGCUAUGGAGGAUGGCUAAAGCACAUGCCUUGGCUCAUGACUCUGGCAUCCACCAACUUGUCUCUCACUGGCUGAGGACGCAUUGCUGUGUAGAGCCAUACAUAAUUGCAGCUCAUCGACAACUCAGUGAAAUGCACCCUAUCUUUAGACUUUUACAUCCUCAUUUCCGAUACACCAUGGAAAUCAAUGCUCUUGCUCGAGAAAGUCUCAUUAAUGCAGGUGGAAUCAUUGAAAGCAGUUUCUCUCCUGGAAAAUACUCCAUGGAACUUAGCUCUGUUGCUUAUGACAAGCUCUGGCGUUUUGACACAGAAGCAUUGCCGGCUGACUUGAUCAGCAGGGGAAUGGCAGUUGAGGAUCCAACAGCAAAACAUGGCUUGAAGCUAACAAUCGAAGACUACCCAUUUGCCAAUGAUGGUCUGAUGCUUUGGGAGGCAAUUAAGCAAUGGGUUACUGAUUAUGUGAACAACUACUACAAAGAAGAAAGCAAGGUCGUAUCUGACAAUGAGCUUCAAGCAUGGUGGGAAGACGUCAGGACAAAAGGCCAUGAAGACAAGAAAGAUGAACCAUGGUGGCCUGUCUUAAAAACCCAACAAGAUUUAAUCCAGGUCCUAACAACCAUAAUAUGGGUAACUUCAGGUCAUCAUGCAGCUGUGAAUUUUGGCCAGUAUGUUUUUGGUGGGUACUUCCCCAAUAGGCCAACGAUCGCUAGAAUCAAUAUGCCAACAGAAGAGCCAACAGAGUCUGAGUUUGAACUCUUCUUGAACAAACCAGAACUUACAUUGUUAAAAUGCUUCCCUUCACAGCAGCAAGCAACUAAAGUGAUGGCCAUUUUAGAUGUUCUAUCUAAUCAUUCACCUGAUGAAGAAUACAUUGGAGAUACAUUGGAGUCAUCUUGGGAAGCAGAUCCUGUCAUUAAAGCUGCAUAUGAAAGAUUCAGGGCAAAGCUAAUGGAGCUUGAAGCUACUAUUGAUGAGAGGAACAGUAAUUCGAAGAACACAAAUAGAGCUGGAGCUGGUGUUGUUCCUUAUGAACUGAUGAAGCCAUUCUCUGAACCUGGGGUCACAGGGAAGGGAGUUCCUAACAGCAUUUCAAUCUAAGUUAAUUCAAUUAUGGAAGCUCUUAACUCAUGUUCUUGAAUAUGUGCUAAUAAACUCUCAGAUUAUUGAAAAAUUGGUUUGUAUUUUAAAAAAUAAACUUUCCUAUGGUAAGUAUAAGAUUGAGUAUUGAUGAUGUGAACAA